AAGGGCAGCUACGGAGACUCCUCCAGCAGAGCCCCUGCAGCAGCGAGCGAGUGAGCCCAGCCGAGCGCGGCACACUUCCGGGACGCGGCGCGCCUAUCCCGUACCCUUUCCCUUCUACUCUUCCCGCAGUUGUCCUGCCACUUGGGAUUCAGGACGAACAGUCUGUCCCAGGGGCCUGGGCGCUUGCACAGAACGCAGCAUUCGCCUCCGUGGUCCUCUGGAGGGGCGCUGCAGGAGGGGGUGACGGAUAUAAGGACUCGAGAUCCGCCGCGGGAAUGAUCCACGAACUACUCUUGGCUCUGAGCGGAUACCCAGGGUCCAUUUUCACGUGGAACAAGCGGAGUGGCCUCCAGGUGUCACAGGACUUCCCAUUUCUCCAUCCCAGUGAAACCAGCGUCCUGAAUCGACUCUGCCGGCUGGGCACAGACUAUAUUCGCUUCACCGAGUUCAUUGAACAGUACACGGGCCAUGUGCAGCAGCAGGAUCACCAUCCAUCUCAGCAGGGCCAAGGUGGGUUACAUGGAAUCUACCUAAGGGCCUUCUGCACAGGACUGGAUUCAGUUUUGCAGCCUUAUCGCCAAGCACUGCUUGAUUUGGAACAAGAGUUCCUGGCUGACCCCCAUCUGUCCAUAUCACAUGUCAAUUACUCCUUGGAUCAGUUCCAGCUCCUUUUCCCCUCUGUCAUGGUUGUGGUAGAACAAAUUAAAAGUCAAAAGAUUCAUGGUUGUCAGAUCCUGGAAACGGUAUACAAACACAGCUGCGGAGGUUUGCCCCCUGUUCGAAGUGCACUAGAAAAGAUCCUGGCCGUGUGUCAUGGGGUCAUGUAUAAGCAGCUCUCAGCCUGGAUGCUCCAUGGACUCCUCCUGGACCAGCACGAAGAGUUCUUUAUCAAACAGGGUCCUUCUUCUGGGAAUGUCAGUGCCCAGCCAGAAGAGGACGAGGAGGAUCUGGGCAUUGGGGGACUGACAGGAAAACAGUUGAGAGAACUCCAGGACUUGCGCCUGAUAGAGGAAGAGAACAUGCUGGCACCAUCUCUAAAACAGUUUUCCCUACGAGUGGAGAUUUUGCCAUCCUACAUUCCAGUGAGGGUUGCUGAAAAAAUCCUGUUUGUUGGAGAAUCUGUCCAGAUGUUUGAGAACCAAAAUGUAAACCUGACUAGGAAAGGAUCCAUUUUGAAGAACCAGGAGGACACCUUUGCUGCAGAACUUCAUCGGCUCAAGCAGCAGCCACUCUUCAGCCUGGUGGACUUCGAGCAGGUGGUGGAUCGUAUUCGUAGUACUGUGGCCGAGCAUCUCUGGAAGCUGAUGGUGGAAGAGUCAGAUUUACUGGGUCAGCUGAAGAUCAUCAAAGACUUUUACCUUCUGGGACGCGGAGAACUGUUUCAGGCCUUCAUUGACACAGCUCAACACAUGUUAAAAACACCACCCACUGCAGUAACUGAACAUGAUGUGAAUGUGGCCUUCCAGCAGUCUGCACAUAAGGUAUUGCUGGAUGAUGACAACCUUCUCCCUCUGUUGCACUUGACGAUUGAGUAUCAUGGAAAGGACCAUAAAGAUGCUGCUCAGGCGAGAGAAGGGCCUUCUCGGGAAACUUCUCCCCGGGAAGCCCCUGCAUCUGGCUGGGCAGCCCUAGGUCUCUCCUACAAAGUGCAAUGGCCACUGCACAUUCUCUUCACCCCUGCUGUUCUGGAAAAGUACAACGUCGUCUUCAAGUACCUGCUGAGCGUACGCCGGGUGCAGGCUGAGCUGCAGCACUGCUGGGCCCUGCAGAUGCAGCGCAAGCACCUCAAGUCCAACCAGACCGACGCGGUCAAAUGGCGCCUGAGAAACCACAUGGCAUUCUUGGUGGACAAUCUGCAGUACUAUCUCCAGGUAGAUGUGCUGGAGUCUCAGUUCUCACAGCUGCUGCAUCAAAUCAACUCCACCCGAGACUUUGAAAGCAUCCGAUUGGCUCACGACCACUUCCUUAGCAACUUGCUGGCUCAGUCCUUUAUCUUGUUGAAACCUGUGUUUCACUGCCUGAAUGAAAUCCUAGAUCUCUGUCACAGCUUUUGCUCGCUGGUCAGUCAGAACCUGGGCCCGCUGGAUGAACGUGGGGCUGCCCAGCUGAGCAUCCUGGUGAAGGGCUUUAGCCGCCAGUCGUCACUCCUAUUUAAGAUUCUCUCCAGCGUUCGCAAUCAUCAGAUCAAUUCAGAUUUGGCUCAACUACUCUUACGACUAGAUUAUAACAAAUACUACACCCAGGCUGGUGGAACUCUGGGCAGUUUCGGGAUGUGAAAACAUCUGGUUCACAAACAGGCCCAUCAUGUUCCCAAAUCUGUGACAGAAGAUUCAAAACACUCCAGCCUUUCAACAAAUGCCUGCAGACUACUGAGGGCUCUACCUUUUUCUGCUAGAAGCAAUACUACUGAACACCCGUGGGCACAAAUGCUUCCCAUGUGGAAGGGUCUGCCCUACCUUAGGGGAGUUCGUCACUCACCCACCAUGGAAGACAUGUGGUGUCAGCUCUCCCUCUGCCGGCCUUGCCAGAUCCAGUCCACGGAGAACAUCCGUGGGGCACAUCCAUGCAUUGAGCACCUGCUAUGCGCCUAGGUACUGUUCAAGCUGCGAGACCCAGCAGUAAGAACUCCCACUUAUCUCACGCUGGUAAAAGGGCAAUCCUAGCUAUUGACAAUGUAGUAAAGUAGUAUUCUAACAAAGAAAAAAGGGUCCUUAAGAAAACUUAGGUCAAAUUCUUAAGAUUUCAAGUACUGAAAAUUACAGGUCUAAUUAUCCCCUCUUAGAAGAACCAUAGGAGUUGAGGUUCUCCUAACCUGGCCCAACCAUUACUGGUAAUUAUUAAUGUUCAUAUGGGUGUGAACCAAAAUACUCAUUGAACAACUCCCUCCAUACUGAACAAGAAUGCAGCAAUCCAGCCUCAGUCUGUAGCUACUGAAUCUGGUUCUUAUCUCUGCAUCUUCUACCACAUACUACGUCCUAUUUCCUACAGUUGUGUGCUGAGGAUGACCCCUUCCACUCCUGCCUGUGGAGAAGUUAGCAAACCAUGGCCUGCCACCUGUUGGUGUAAAUAAAGUUUUAUCGGAACCCAGCCA
This is a messenger RNA of Lynx canadensis (Canada lynx), 3091 nucleotides long. It is a transcript of the gene TUBGCP4, whose product is annotated as tubulin gamma complex associated protein 4. The transcript is spliced from 18 exons. The record is from RefSeq and is a predicted model, not a curated record. Gene Ontology annotation, cellular component: centrosome; spindle pole; equatorial microtubule organizing center. Lineage: Eukaryota; Metazoa; Chordata; Mammalia; Carnivora; Felidae. Gene Ontology annotation, molecular function: gamma-tubulin binding; microtubule minus-end binding. Gene Ontology annotation, biological process: cytoplasmic microtubule organization; spindle assembly; mitotic cell cycle. Bases 276 to 2276 code for a protein of 666 amino acids.